Molecule: messenger RNA, 1651 nt
Organism: Nannospalax galili (Upper Galilee mountains blind mole rat)
Lineage: Eukaryota; Metazoa; Chordata; Mammalia; Rodentia; Spalacidae
Gene: Six1
Product: SIX homeobox 1
Exons: 2
Coding region: 519-1373 (284 amino acids)
Biological process (GO): regulation of transcription by RNA polymerase II
Cellular component (GO): transcription regulator complex; nucleus
Molecular function (GO): RNA polymerase II cis-regulatory region sequence-specific DNA binding; DNA-binding transcription factor activity, RNA polymerase II-specific
Source: RefSeq, a predicted model, not a curated record
UUCCCGCCUUCCCACCCCACCUCACUUCCCACCUCUCAGGGUCCUUCUCCUCCCACCACUCCCUACCCCUAGCUUCGCAGCUUCGCCCUCCCUAAGCGGGGCCGCGGGGCGGCGCGGCUUUCCAGCGGGUCCGGCGGCGCGCGCGGGCUGGCUAGAUGCGGAUAGGCGCCGGCCGCAGCCAAUCAGCGAGCCGGGGACGCUGCGCGCUUUAAGGUCGCUGCUGGGAGAACAGAAACCAAGUUCCCCGGCAACGAGCAGCAUCCACCCGGCCGCAGGCCCCAGCCAGCGAGGCCCGGAAGGCUGCGGAGUGUAUCGGCCACUCCGACCGAAUCCAGCGCACCCCUACUUCGCCUCCUCUUCUUCACUGGCCUCCCACCCCCAAGUUCCGACUCGCCUAUUCGCCUACGCCUAGGGAGGGGGUUAGGAGCUGCCGCGUCCCCCUCCCUGAGGCGGCCGCCCCCAGCUUUUUCUGCUCACUGCAGCGUGCGCCUGGGCCGUGCGCCCCGGCAGCGCCAGCCAUGUCUAUGCUGCCGUCGUUUGGUUUUACGCAGGAGCAAGUGGCGUGCGUGUGCGAGGUUCUGCAGCAAGGCGGGAAUCUGGAACGCCUGGGCAGGUUCUUGUGGUCGCUGCCCGCCUGCGAUCACCUGCACAAAAACGAGAGUGUGCUCAAGGCUAAGGCAGUAGUCGCCUUCCACCGGGGCAACUUCCGCGAGCUCUACAAGAUCCUGGAGAGUCACCAGUUCUCGCCGCACAACCAUCCCAAACUGCAGCAACUGUGGCUGAAAGCGCACUACGUGGAGGCCGAGAAGCUUCGAGGCCGACCUUUGGGUGCGGUGGGCAAAUAUCGUGUGCGCCGAAAAUUCCCUCUGCCGCGCACCAUCUGGGACGGCGAAGAGACCAGCUACUGUUUCAAGGAGAAGUCGCGGGGCGUGCUGCGGGAGUGGUACGCGCACAACCCCUACCCCUCGCCCCGGGAGAAGCGGGAGCUGGCGGAGGCCACCGGCCUCACCACCACCCAGGUCAGCAACUGGUUUAAGAACCGGAGGCAAAGAGACCGGGCGGCCGAGGCCAAGGAAAGGGAGAACACCGAAAACAAUAACUCCUCCUCCAACAAGCAGAAUCAACUCUCUCCUCUGGAAGGGGGCAAGCCACUCAUGUCCAGCUCAGAAGAGGAAUUCUCACCUCCCCAAAGUCCAGACCAGAACUCGGUCCUUCUGCUACAAGGCAAUAUGGGCCACACCAGGAGCUCAAACUAUUCUCUUCCAGGCCUGACGGCCUCACAGCCCAGCCAUGGCCUGCAGGCUCAUCAGCAUCAGCUUCAAGACUCUCUACUGGGCCCGCUCACCUCCAGUCUGGUGGACUUGGGUUCCUAAGUGGGGAGGGACUGGGACCUCGAAGGCAUAGCUGGAGCAGCCACCAACCACAGCAACUAGGGACACUUGUAAAUAGAAAUCAGGAACAAUUUUGCAUCUUGUUUCUGGGGUUCUUUGAGCAUAAAGGAAAUGAUGGGCUUUCACAAAUGUCUUUUUUAAAAAAUCAAAACCAACAGCGAUUUCCAGCAUAGUCUCCCGCUUCUCUCCAACUCUUACCAUUCUUGCGUUUUCCCUCCCACUGAAAAGAUCCAGAAAAAAAAAAAAAAACCCAAACAAAC